This is a messenger RNA of Manihot esculenta (cassava), 1030 nucleotides long. Its product is annotated as ADP-ribosylation factor-like protein 5. Gene Ontology annotation, molecular function: GTP binding; GTPase activity. Gene Ontology annotation, biological process: intracellular protein transport; vesicle-mediated transport; protein localization to Golgi membrane. The coding region runs from base 255 to 806 and encodes 183 amino acids. Gene Ontology annotation, cellular component: cytoplasm; trans-Golgi network. The record is from RefSeq and is a predicted model, not a curated record. The transcript has 3 exons. NCBI's taxonomy places the organism in Eukaryota, Viridiplantae, Streptophyta, Magnoliopsida, Malpighiales, Euphorbiaceae.
AUCUCUCCCUUCCCUCCUGCGGAAACCAUUCACGAACGAGAAGGGCACAAAAAAGAAGGAAAUUAUUUCUUUCUUUAUUCUGAAAACAGAUCCCCUAGUCCGUCUCUAAUUUGGGUUGCAUUUGGUCCUCUCCUCCUCCUGCAAGACGCUCAGCCACUUCCAUCCUUCAUCAUAUUCGUAUCCAGUAUCUAUAUCAAAUCCCCUGAUCAAAGGCAUUUGCUUUUUUGAUGUGAGAUUAAGUACUUAAAUAGAAGAUGGGAGCGUUCAUGUCGAAGUUUUGGUUCAUGUUGUUUCCUGCAAAGGAGUACAAAAUUGUGGUGGUUGGAUUAGAUAAUGCAGGCAAGACGACCACUCUUUACAAACUACACUUAGGAGAGGUUGUCACUACUCACCCAACUGUUGGCAGCAACGUUGAAGAGCUUGUUUACAAGAACAUUCGAUUUGAGGUCUGGGAUCUUGGCGGACAAGAUAGACUGAGGACAUCGUGGGCAACAUAUUAUCGGGGAACUCAUGCUGUCAUUGCAGUGAUAGACAGUACGGAUAGAGCCAGAAUCUCCGUCAUGAAAGAUGAACUUUUCAGAUUGCUUGGACACGAGGACCUGCAACAUUCCGUUGUACUCGUCUUUGCAAAUAAACAAGACCUCAAGGAUGCCAUGACCCCAGCUGAGAUUUCUGAUGCUCUCUCUCUUCACAGCAUAAAGAAUCAUGAUUGGCACAUCCAAGCCUGCUGUGCACUAACAGGUGAAGGUCUGUAUGAUGGCCUAGGGUGGAUUGCCCAGCGUGUUACUGGCAAAGCAUCAAGUUGAAGAUAAAACGGAGUAAAGUGCAAAAAGAAGCUUCAUUUUUCAAAUAUUAAUGCGGUUGAAAGAUGAUUUAAACUAAAUUAUCAUUGUGUAAUAUCUAACUGUGCUCAUCACCAUUACUGUAUAUUGUUUCUUACAUUUGAAUUGAUCUAAAAAUAUUUGUCAUGUGUUGCACAAUGAAGCAUCGCAUUAUGGAAUUAGCCAAUGAAGAAAAUAUUGCUAUGGAA